Periophthalmus magnuspinnatus is the source of this 1870-nucleotide messenger RNA. It is a transcript of the gene chn1, whose product is annotated as chimerin 1. The transcript has 7 exons. Gene Ontology annotation, biological process: regulation of GTPase activity; signal transduction. Gene Ontology annotation, molecular function: GTPase activator activity. Lineage: Eukaryota; Metazoa; Chordata; Actinopteri; Gobiiformes; Gobiidae. The record is from RefSeq and is a predicted model, not a curated record. The coding region runs from base 314 to 1300 and encodes 328 amino acids.
GUGUUCCAGCAGGAAUAUCAGCGUUGCACAGGGAGGAGAGGAUUAGCUAGAAGCCAGCUCAUCUGCAUAUGUACUGUAGCAUCCAGGACUGCUUCUUUUUUGUAUAAACCUGGUAUUGUCAUCUCAAAGACUUUACUCCUGCUAUUUCCACAGCGUUGAACGGAACUGAAGGACUACUCCUCUAUUUUUUUUUACUAUGAUGUCUUGUCAUACUGGAACUUGCAACUGACUGUCUACCAUCUGAACCCCAGGCUUUCUUUCAAUUGCUGGACUUUUUUUCUCCCCGCUUUCACUUUGUUUCCGCAGCAACAACAUGCCAUCCCAAGAGUCCUACGAGGAGAAGUCCCUUGUGCAAAAAGCCAAGCGGGAGGCCAAUCAGGAGGAUAUGUUGGCCGCAGCUCUGGGGAUGAGAGUGGGGCCACAGAAACCUCCGGCGACUUUCUGGCAGCCACUGAAACUGUUUGCCUAUUCACAACUCACAUCGCUGGUGCGGCGAGCUACUCUAAAGGAGAGCACACCCAGGGCUGAGAAGGUCCAUAACUUUAAGGUGCACACAUUUAAAGGGCCACACUGGUGCGAACACUGUGCCAGCUUCAUGUGGGGACUCAUGGCUCAGGGAGUCAAAUGCUCAGAUUGUGGUUUAAAUGUCCAUAAACAGUGCGCCCCUCUGGUCCCCAACGACUGCAAACCCAGCCUGAGACACAUCCGUAAAGUCUACAGCUGUGACCUGACCACUCUGGUGAACGUUUACAACACAGCCAGGCCCAUGGUGGUGGACAUGUGCAUCCGGGAGAUCGAGUCCAGAGGGCUGAAAUCUGAAGGGCUCUAUAGAAUAUCAGGAUUCAGUGAUUCAGUCGAAGAAGUCAAGACGUCGUUUGACAAAGAUGGUGAGAAGACAGACAUCUCAGCGAAAGCCUAUGAAGACAUCAACAUCAUCACAGGAGCGCUCAAGAUGUACCUGAGGGAGCUUCCAGUCCCUGUCAUCUCAUACGACGCAUACCCCUGCUUCAUCGAGGCUGCAAAGCUCUCAGACCCAGAGAAGAAGCUGGAGGCGUUUCGAGAGGCCCUGGCUCUGCUGCCUGAAUCCCACACUGAAACGCUCAAGUACCUCAUGGCACACUUAAAAAGGGUGACACAGAAUGAGAAAUUCAACCUGAUGAACGCGGAGAACCUCGCCAUUGUCUUUGGGCCCACUCUGAUGCGAUCUCCAAACCAGGACGCCAUGACCGCACUCAACGACAUCCGCUACCAGAGACAAGUGGUGGAGGUGCUGAUCAAAAAUGAGGAUCUGCUUUUCUGAAUACAGGACAGCUCAAGCUAACCACUAUAAUCCGUCUGUGUACAAACUUGAAUCACAGUUUGAAUGACACUUUUUAACCAACCCUCCUUUUUCUGGGUUUGAACCUUGUACUUAUACUCUUAGUUUCCCCAUUUUUGUCGGGGAUGAUAGGCCAGCAUGCUGCGCACACGGUCUUUUCUUGUGUUGCUUUUCUAGUCAUACUCCAAUACUCCAGCAUGUCUUCAGAUGGCAUGUAGCGCUCAGUUCAUUUCUCUUCUGUCGUAGUCCUAUGCUGUAAAAUCCAAUAAGCUACUGAUUUUUGCACUGUACUUUUACAAUGCUGUAUUUUUGUACCUCUUGUACUGUUUUUAUGUAACUGUUUCUAGCUCUCUGCCUCUCUGUCAUUGUGUUCACACUGAUGCAUUUGCCUGACAUUUCUAAUGUGUUAUAUGCAACGCCAUACUUUUGUACAUUUAAUUUGGACUGUAUAUUUUGUAAACAUGUGCAUGAUCACUUUAAUUUAUUAAUUUAAACAUUGUUCUGAGAAAUGAACCAUGAUGAACAUCAACAUUAAAAACAACCGAUAAAACC